AUGUCAGCGCAUGGCAUUAUAGGCCCUUACUUUUUUGAGGACGGCAGAGGACGCGCGCUUACUGUUACUUCACAACGGUAUGUAGCUAUGAUCCAGGACUUUUUUACACCAGAGUUGCAGAAUUUUCCAGGCUUCAAUACGCGGACCUGGUUUCAACAAGAUGGAGCAACUGCCCAUACCUCUAACGUCGCUAUGCCGGUCGUCCGUCAACUUUUCCCUAAUAAAGUGAUCUCUCGAAGAGGAGAUAUUCCUUGGCCACCACGUAGUCCAGAUCUGACCCCAAUGGACUUUUUCUUAUGGGGUUAUCUUAAGACUAAAGUGUACGAAACCAAAUGUUUUCUUCCUCGCACGACCUCCUUGUGGAAUCGAUUACCAUCAGCGAUUUUUCCGGACCGAUACGACUUAGGGACCUUCAAGAAAAGAGCGUACUCCUUUUUAAAAGGCCGGCAACGCAUCUGCGAUUCCCCUGAAAAUAUCCAAAGAGAAAUGGCAAACAUUACAGAGCUUACUUGCCACGCAGUGAUGGAUAAUUUUAAACGUCGCUUACAGGAGUGCCGCGAUCGUAACGGAUUACAUUUAGAUGAUGUAAUUUUCAAAAAAUAA
Molecule: messenger RNA, 603 nt
Organism: Parnassius mnemosyne (clouded apollo)
Lineage: Eukaryota; Metazoa; Arthropoda; Insecta; Lepidoptera; Papilionidae
Source: the annotation of a GenBank genome assembly